Messenger RNA from Sturnus vulgaris (Common starling), 831 nucleotides. It is a transcript of the gene DLX3, whose product is annotated as distal-less homeobox 3. Gene Ontology annotation, biological process: regulation of transcription by RNA polymerase II; epithelial cell differentiation; embryo development. Lineage: Eukaryota; Metazoa; Chordata; Aves; Passeriformes; Sturnidae. Gene Ontology annotation, molecular function: DNA-binding transcription factor activity, RNA polymerase II-specific; RNA polymerase II cis-regulatory region sequence-specific DNA binding. The record is from RefSeq and is a predicted model, not a curated record.
AUGAGCGGCUCUUUCGAUAAGAAGCUCUCCAGCAUCCUGACGGACCUCUCGGGCUCGCUGAGCUGCCACGCAGCCUCCAAGGACUCUCCCACCCUGCCGGAGUCCUCGGUCACCGACUUGGGCUACUACACGGGCCAGCAUGACUACUACCCGGGCCAGUCGUACGGGCAGCCCGUGGGCCACUACCCCUACCCCCAGUUCAACCUGAACGGCAUCGGCGCCGCCGGCACCUACUCGCCCAAAUCCGAAUAUUCCUACAGCCCCUCGUACCGCCAGUACGGCCACUUCAGGGAGCAGCAGCUGCCGGCGCAGGAAGCAGUGUCCGUGAAGGAGGAGCCGGAGCCGGAGGUGCGGAUGGUCAAUGGGAAGCCCAAGAAGAUCCGCAAGCCCCGCACCAUCUACUCCAGUUACCAGCUGGCCGCCCUGCAGCGCCGCUUCCAGAAGGCGCAGUACCUGGCACUGCCCGAGCGCGCCGAGCUGGCGGCACAGCUGGGGCUCACCCAGACCCAGGUGAAGAUCUGGUUCCAGAACCGGCGCUCCAAGUUCAAGAAGCUCUACAAGAACGGCGAGGUGCCCCUGGAGCACAGCCCCAACAACAGCGACUCCAUGGCCUGCAAUUCUCCGCCGUCCCCGCCGGUGUGGGACAGCCCCGGGGGCAGCGCCCGGACCCCGCUGCCGCAGCCGCUGCCCUACAGCUCCUCGCCGGGGUUCCUGGAGGAGCACAACCCCUGGUACCACCCCCAGAACCUCCACGGACCCCACCAGGCACAGGCGGCGCCCCCCAUGCACCACCCGUCCCCCGGGCCCCCCAGCACGGGCGCCGUGUACUGA